Molecule: messenger RNA, 1434 nt
Organism: Rotaria sp. Silwood1
Lineage: Eukaryota; Metazoa; Rotifera; Eurotatoria; Philodinida; Philodinidae
Source: the annotation of a GenBank genome assembly
AUGCCUGAUAAAAUGGCUGAUAAAAAAAUUGGUCCACUGGACAUAACUCUUGUUGUUGUACUCGUGAUUGCGGUUGUGGCAAUUGCCGUGACCGUACCAAUCGUUCUUUUAACUCGAUCAACAACAGAACCCUCAACUGUUUCCGUGCCCACUAGUUCAUCUGCCUUGUUGUCAACGACGACAAUCUCUUUGACAGUCUCAACAACAGUAAGCAUCGGUUCGACUACCACAAAAACAACAGAGGCUGUUGCUUCAACAGUCACAGCAACAACAGUGAGCAUCGCUUCAACAGUCACAACAACAACAGCAGGUAUACCUUCAACAGUCACAACAACAAUAGCAGGUACCAAUUCAGCAGUAACAACAACAACAAUAGCUGAUAUCCCUUCAACAGUCACAACAACAAUAGCAAGCGUCUCUUCAAUAGUCACAACAACAAUAGCAAGCGUCUCUUCAAUAGUCACAAAAACAACAACUGAUGUAACUUCGACAGUAGAUUCUACUACAGCAGAGUCGACGGUAAUACUCAAUAUUUCAGCCGAUGCCCGAUGGAUACAGAAUGGAACGACCGUGGCUGGAGGCCACGGUAGCGGUAGUGCCACCAAUCAACUCCAAGGCCCUGAAGGUCUCUUCGUGGAUGAUAAUCAAACAGUGGUCAUUGCUGACUUGGGCAAUCAUCGUAUCAUCCAAUGGAAAAUGGGCGAUACGAAUGGACAAGUGGUAGCUGGUGGCAAGGGCCAAGGAAAUCAAUUAGAUCAACUUUGCGGACCAAGCGAUGUGUUGAUUGACAGAGUGAUGAAUAAUUUGAUUAUUUGUGAUCAAAGAAAUCAACGAGUAGUACAAUGGUCUCGUCGUAGUGGCACAACUGAAGGAGAAAUUCUCAUCGACAACAUCAAGUGUUGGGGACUGGCCAUGGACGAACAAAGAUAUCUCUACAUCUCUGACACAGAUAAACACGAAGUAAGACGAUAUCAGAUAGAAGACAAGAAUAGCACUAUUGUGGCUGGUGGUAAUAAUCGAGGAAAUGCCCUUGAUCAACUCGACUGGCCAUCCUACGUCUUUGUCGAUCUACAACAGUCUGUGUACGUGUCAGAUAGGAAUAAUCAUCGUGUGAUGAAAUGGGAUAAAGGUGCACAAGAAGGAAUUGUCGUUGCUGGGGGUCAAGGUGAAGGAAAUGCUCUGACACAAUUGAACUGGCCAAAGGGAGUGUUCAUCGAUAUAUUGGAUACUAUCUAUGUGACAGACGAUAAAAAUAAUCGAGUGAUGCGUUGGCCUAAAGGAGCCACCCAGGGCAUCGUUAUUGUAGGUGGAAAUGGUGACGGAGAAGGAGCGAAUCAAGUCAAAGGUCCUCAAGGUUUAUCCUCCGAUCGAGGUGGCAAUCUCUAUGUCACCGAAUGGGGAAAUAACCGUGUUCAACGAUUUUCUAUCGAAUAG